AUGGCAGUCCUCUCCGUCAUCCUCGCUCCCCUUCUCGCUGGCAUCUGCAUCGCAAAGCCUCUCGGUACACGAGUAGCAGAUGCGCCGAUUUUCGCUACAGAUUCGGUGGCGACUUUCACGUGGGCUGAUGCUACGCAAACAACCACAGCAACUUUCACUCUCCCGAAGCGUGAAGCAGUUCCAACCUGGCCACGCCGCAUGCAUCACCCGCUCGACAUCGCACGCCUAGCCCAAUCAUCUCCAAAACCCAUCCGUGUCCCACAAGGCGACGAAGAGAAAGACUUGGUUGUGACUCCGAAGCAUCAAGUCGAGCACCCUCCGAUCAAAACGGGAAUUCAUCAUGAGCCCAUCUCCGCGAAAGAAUCCCGUCCCACUUCUCAUGUGCCUGACCCUACGAAGACGUCCACCUCCCCGAAUGCUCCGACGGAGAUUGCCCUUUUGCACGAAGCGGCAAUCCUCCACGAGCGUCAAGAUGUGUCAACAUUCACCUUCACCGGCAUCAGCACCACCGCAACCUUUACCUUCAGCUCUCCAACCGGCACUGGGGCUUUCUCCUCCUUAUUUACCCUCACCGACACGACGGGUCUGCCUUUCCAGAAGGAACGCCGAGAUGCGGCGACGACGGUGACGGCAGCUAUCGAUGGCUUGACCAGGACGUUCACCUUCUCCGAAGCGACAGACUUCCCUUUCACGGCUCUUUCGCUGGAUAAGAGAGUCACGGCUGCACCGACCCCGUCUGCGUAUCCGGUCAAUGCUGUGGAUACUUGUGCGGAUGCUUGCGAUGCGGCGGAUGUGUCUUGCUCCGAGUUGUUGACCUCUUACACAGCGAACACUUUGUGUUCUUCCUGGUUCACGAGCUGCCACAGCUUCUGCUCCCUGGCCUCCGCGACUGCUAUCCCAACUCUAUCUCUGUGA
Messenger RNA from Zasmidium cellare ATCC 36951, 915 nucleotides. RefSeq lists its product as uncharacterized. The record is from RefSeq and is a predicted model, not a curated record. NCBI's taxonomy places the organism in Eukaryota, Fungi, Ascomycota, Dothideomycetes, Mycosphaerellales, Mycosphaerellaceae. Bases 1 to 915 code for a protein of 304 amino acids. The transcript has 2 exons.